Cryptomeria japonica (Japanese cedar) is the source of this 593-nucleotide messenger RNA. RefSeq lists its product as uncharacterized. NCBI's taxonomy places the organism in Eukaryota, Viridiplantae, Streptophyta, Pinopsida, Cupressales, Cupressaceae. The record is from RefSeq and is a predicted model, not a curated record. The coding region runs from base 13 to 315 and encodes 100 amino acids. The transcript is spliced from 2 exons.
CAUCAUGAUGUUAUGUGUAGGACAAUGGGAAAGAAUAAGAGAGGAACAAAUGAACAAAGAGAGGAAACAAAGGAAAGACAAAGGGAGCGUAUGAAGAGAUUACGUGAAGGUCAUGUAUAUGCAGUUAUUGCGGAUGAGAACAACGAAGAAGGAACAAAUUACUUUUUGUGUCGUUGUAUUGAGGCCAAAAAGAAAUUGACUUCUAUAGUGGUUGAUGGAGAGGGUAUUGAGUACCCAAUAGAAUCUGUUGUUGUGUCAGGGACAUGGCUGAGAAGGUACCACGUUGUUGUGUCGAGUUGUAUUGAGACCUCUUAAACUCAUUUAUUUAGCAGUCAUUGUAUUGAUUUUGGCAUUAUUCUUCUAUAAAAUGAAGGUACCCUAUCAAAAAUUCUAAUGCCUGGUUGUUUGAGGACUUUGAGACACAUAGACAUAUUCUUCAUUACUCAAACCUUCUUGUUGCAACAAAUAUUCAUUUGAUUAAAUAUCGUGGUAGACCUCUUAACAAGGAUUUGUGGAAAGUUCGUGAAUCAGACCACGAGGCAAUACUUGAGACACUAAGGGUUAGAGCUGAUCCAAAAGGUUCACUUGAUUGA